Rhodofomes roseus is the source of this 1543-nucleotide messenger RNA. Its product is annotated as SRF-TF-domain-containing protein. The transcript is spliced from 2 exons. The coding region runs from base 170 to 1321 and encodes 383 amino acids. Lineage: Eukaryota; Fungi; Basidiomycota; Agaricomycetes; Polyporales; Fomitopsidaceae. The record is from RefSeq and is a predicted model, not a curated record. Gene Ontology annotation, molecular function: DNA-binding transcription factor activity, RNA polymerase II-specific; protein dimerization activity; RNA polymerase II cis-regulatory region sequence-specific DNA binding. Gene Ontology annotation, biological process: positive regulation of transcription by RNA polymerase II.
CGGCAGGCCCGUUUGGGGAGGGAGGAUAUAUAGGGCAGUCACGGAAAAGGGAAGGGACUUUCCUCCUCUGCUCCUCCCAUUUCCGGGCAACCCUUUUCGGGCACCCUCCAUCCACCCAGACGCGUCCGCCCUCCCCGCCUCCUCCGUCCUCCCAUCCUCCUCCCCCGCCAUGCCAGACUCUGCCGCCGGCCUCGCUGGCAAGCGUCGCCUCGACGACCCCAAUGGCCCCCACCACCCGCCCGCCGAGGACGCGUUCAUCACCGACCACGAUGCCGCCGAGUCCGGCGGAGACGACGACGAGGAUGAGGAGAAGCCCAAGGGCGACAAGAAGGCUGGCAGGCGAAAGAUCAAGAUCGAGUUCAUCCAGGACAAGUCCCGCAGACACAUUACCUUCUCCAAGCGAAAGGCGGGCAUCAUGAAGAAGGCAUACGAGCUCUCGACGCUCACAGGCACCCAAGUCCUCCUGCUCGUCGUCUCCGAGACCGGGCUUGUCUACACAUUCACCACCGCGAAGCUCCAGCCCCUCGUCACCCAACCCGAGGGCAAGAACCUCAUCCAGGCAUGCCUCAACGCGCCGCACGGCUCGCUCCCAUCCUCAAUGCCCGUCGGCACACCCCUCGGCCGCUCGAACCCCAUUUCAACCCCCAUGCCCCACGGCGGGCCACCAGGCGGCGCGCCCAACGUCCCCGGCGGCCUCGCGAUCGGCUCGAGCGGCGGCUCGGGCAAAGAUGAUGAAGGCGACGACGCGAACGACGGAGAGGGCGAAACCAACGAGCCGCGCUCCCGCAAGCGCCGUCGCGCAUCCUCGACCUCCGGCAACAACAACGCUAACUCGUCCGCACCCACUUCCCAGCCCGGCGCAGCCUCUCGCGCGACGAACCCUUCACCCGGCGCGCCCCAGGCGGGUGGCCCCCCUCCCGGCGGCCCGACCGCCUCGCCACACGCACGCCCACAGCCUAUGCCCGCGCUCCCCGGCGCACCGCCCUCACUCGCGAUACCCGGUGGCCAGCAGAUGCCUGGCCAGCUCGAGCAGCACUCCCCGCGCCAAGGCCAGCAGCAACCUGGCCCGCAGCCUACGUCCCCGAACUACGCGAACCCUGGCACGACGUACGGUGCACCACCACCGCAGGGCGACCCGGGCAUGUACGGCCCGCCGCCGACUGGACACGCGGGAUACGCAGCACCUCCGCCAUAUGGGUUCACGGGCCACGACGGGGGAGCACCAGGCCAGGGCGCACCUGGAAUGCCACCGCCCGGGCACGGACAGUGGGGCGCGCCUCCGCCGGUGCAGCAGAGCAACCACUACGCGUCGCGGCGAUGAGUUGGAGUUGGCGACGUUUGGUUGAUAUACAUGAACGGUCUGAUCUCUGGGGUACGGUGCGCGUGCGCGGAGGACAUUGCGAUCCGCGUCUCCGUAGCCGUGCCUAACGAUGAUAUCCGCGAACGAAAAGUGUGUCUAUCCCCGUGUGUAUGCGUACCCGCUCCCACCUCUCGUCUCCAUUUCUUGGCGAGCCUCCGGGCUCUCUGUCCGGUUCGUACUUGU